This is a messenger RNA of Argiope bruennichi, 1142 nucleotides long. RefSeq names its product elongator complex protein 6-like (gene Elp6). Gene Ontology annotation, cellular component: elongator holoenzyme complex. Gene Ontology annotation, biological process: tRNA wobble uridine modification. Lineage: Eukaryota; Metazoa; Arthropoda; Arachnida; Araneae; Araneidae. The transcript is spliced from 2 exons. Bases 334 to 1122 code for a protein of 262 amino acids. The record is from RefSeq and is a predicted model, not a curated record.
UAGAUAGGUGAUGUGAAAGGUAAACAAAUUGGCGAUAUCUUGACUAUCUUUUUAGUACGUUACCGGAAGUUUUUUUUUUUUCGGGUGUGUGUUGUGUUGUGUUGUUUUGAUGAAUUGGUUGAUGUACGUUCUAAAUUCAUCGUUUCAGUGUAAUUAUUUUCUUCAAAGGAUUACUAGCAGAGCUUUCUUACACAAACUGCAUAAGUCAUUACCAUUUAACUUGCAGAUAACACGUGAUUGCCAUUACCCUAGAUAUUAAAGUGUUCAAAUAUUUUUCUGUAUUUAGACAUAUAGAUUUGUAUUUUAGUAUUUUAUUAAUUUAAGUGCAGUAGAAUGCCGUCAGAUAUUGUUUCAGCUUUGAAUUUAGAUAAUCACUUAAUAGUAAACAAAUUUUUAUUUGCAACCAAAGAUGCCUGUAGUGACUUAAAUUUCUUUUUCAGCGAUUUUUUAUCAUAUUAUUUGAGAAAAAAUUAUUCUGUUAUUAUAGUUAAUUUAGCUCAGUCGCACAGCCAUUACACGCAUUUGUUAUUAAAAUCAGGGAUAAAUAUCAAAGUAAUUCGUGAUAGUCAGAAAGUUGCAUUUGUAGAUGUUAUGCUAGAAGCAGGCAAUUUGAUUGAGUCGACUGUAGAGACUGAUUCUGAAAAUACAGACUUAUUUAAUUCUUUAAAUAAUAGCAGUCUUGAUACACAUUGCUUAAAACCUUUGUAUGAAUGUAUUAAGAAAACUAUUGCAAAAAUCAGUGCCUUGAAACCAGAUGGCAUUAUUGUAUUUAUUGAUGAAAUAAGUAUGCUUAUGAAUUUGGGGACAUCUCUUCUUGCUGUUCAGCCUUUUGUUCAACAGUGCUUUGUCUUGUGCAGUAAAUUUACUGACAUUUCUGCAAAUUUGGUGAUUGGUAGUUUUUAUGAUGAAACUGACCCAGAGAAUCAAAAAAUGGUAAAUUAUUUUACACAUAUGGCAGAUAUCAGAAUACAAGUGCAGAGUCUGAAAACAGGUUAUAGUAAGGAUACAGAUGGAAAAAUUUGCUUUGAAGUGAAAAACAAAAAGGACUGUACAUAUAUUAAACAAAAACUUUUCUUCAAAAUUCAUGAUAAAGGUGCAAAGUUGUUAACAUUGGGGCUGUGAAAUAAAUUUGUUUUGAGAAA